AUGUUUUAGCUAAACAAUUUUGUCAAUAAACCAAAGCGAACGACGCUUGUGUGGUGUAGAAUUCCGCCCAAAAGAAAAAAAAACCCGUGCGCUUCCGCCGUUUGAUGCCCAUUCGCAAGUAGGAACUAAUGUUUACGGAGCGAUGGCCGAAUUGUGCAAUCUAUUGACAUGCCGGCUGUGCCUGCAGAAGCAGUUCCAGCUUCUUCCAAUGUUCCCCGCCAACGAACCGGUCAACGAUGAGCUGCUGCGGAAGAUAUACGAAUGCGCUGCGGUACGGAUAUCGUACGAGUACGACCAAAGUUCCGUCAUCUGUAUCAAAUGUAUCGUGGAUGUGGAACAGUUCUACGCCUUCAAGCAGCGAUGCAUGGAAAGUGAUUCACUGUUUCAGAAAAUGCGCCUCGGCGGCAACGACCGGGGACUGGACGAGAGCGAGUUUGAGCAUGCCGCACUGCCGGACACAGAAUUUAUGGAACCCAUCACUAACCUGGAAAGUCCACAGCAGUACGACGCACCAAGGACAAUCGAGAGUUUCAUUGGAGGAGCGUCAAAGUUACUGCGCGUCGGCUACAAUUACCGUAUCGUACGGGUGAAUGACGAAUGCGACGUGCUUGUGUACCGUAAGCAUCGAUUUUAUCAACCAACCAAAGCGACCGACUGGAACCGGUGGAUCUGUGUGGCAAACAGUACAAACAGCUGUCCGGCUAGAUUAACCAUCUCUUCUAGGACAGGCUUUCCUGUCGCUUUGUUUAGCAAACGCAUUCAACAUAACCACUCAGAAGCGUUGGUGCAAACGAUAGAUUCGGCAGAAUGUUGCCAAGAGGAAGUAGUGCAAGCUCUACCCAGCUAUACGUUUGUCCUGGACGCUGACCGACGAUUGCGAUUGCUAGCCGAGGGGUACCGCUAUCGUUUGCGCAAGGUGUUUUGUGGUGCUGGGAAAAGUGUAUGGAGCUGCGUUCGGCCGAACUGCACUGCCUCCAUUGAAUUAUCAUACGACGAUCUCCUUACAUGUACGACAAGUAAUCAACCGCAUAGUCAUGAAGUGGAAGAAACGGUUCCGACGGCUCCUUCGAACCCAAAUAAUGAGCUUAUGGCCCAACAACAUCCAAAGCGCGAAAAAUACGGUUUAAACUAUUACAUAGCCGACGGUGUACUGGUGUAUGGUGGAAACUACUUCAAGGCGCUUAGUGAGUCAGAAGACAACUCAGCUACGAGUGUUUGGAAAUGCACGGUUAAGGAUUGCGCCGCCAAAAUUCAGCUGCAUGUGCAGUAUGCCGCAAUGAUCAACGGCAGCCAUAAUCACGUUAAACAAAUUACGAAAAACAGGAACCAGUUGGUGAAGCGCACCAUACAGCAGGGUGUCAAUUAUCGUUUGUUCGUAGAAGAGCACGGAUUCGUUCGGCUGCAGUAUCGCAAGCAAAGAUAUACCUAUCGAAAGCUACUGCCAAGCGGCACCUCGGAAUGGACCUGCAUAUGGAAGGGAUUAGGCUGUACAGCACUGCUACGAAUGCUACCCGAUGGACAGCUUGUCUAUAGCUGCACAGAGGAUUCCGUCAAACACGAGCAUCGUGUGGGGAAUGCGCUUGAAACACACUUUCCUCUCAGACAAGCUACACAGCGCACUCCUUCAUGUGAAACAAACUUAUGGACUACGUCUGCCUAUGAACUUUUGUGGAACCGAAACAGUAAACCCAUCAUCCACCGGCACCGUGAACGGUACUACGCGCACACUGCAUUCACACACGGCACGACCGAAUGGCAUUGUGUCCGUGGAAAAAGCACACUCUGCGAAGCGACCAUCACGAUCGAUAAGUACGGUGAGAUCGUUGCCGAACACGCAGAACACGUUCACGAGAAAAAGCGCAAAAAUGGUCUGAAAGUAAGGUGCCUCGAGCAAAACCCUUCGACGCGCACAUUGUUUACCAGCCCUGGGCCGGUACGCUUACUAGCCGGUGGCUUUAAUUACCGGCGAAUGCACGACGAUCAUCUUAACAUCGAUAUCGUUGUCCACGUUGCCCACAAGUACUUAUCCGACGGACCCGGUUCGAACGUUUACCACUGCAUCAUGCGCAACGAACCGCAAGCCUGUCCGGGGAAAAUCAUUCUCACCAACUACGCUCUCUGUGCCGAAAUACUGGCUACACAUAAUCAUCUCGCUCGUUCCGUACCGAAACUUCCGGAACCCGAUCGUAGCGCGCAGGUGAUCGUAGAUGGGCGCAACUACGAACUGAUCUACUCGAUGACCGGACGCAACUGUUUGCUGCUGCACGAAGGGCACGUGUUCCGUAUGUACAAGCUGCUGGAACCGUCCCAAACGUCCCGCUGGCGCUGCACUCACGCAGAGGUCGGUUGUAAAGCGUUCCUAAGCGUACCGUUAACGCUCACCAAACCCGCUACGAUGGAUGCACAUCCGCACGAUCAUUCUAGGGUCAGAUCCGGCGAUGGUACGACCGGCCUCGUAAAGGUGAAACAGGAAAUCGUCGAAGAAACUGACGAGAUGGUGACGAGAACAGACUGUAUGCAGUCGGAGCAAUCGCAUCGGCUCCGUCCCCGUCUCACCCCGAAGCGAGAACCGGUGGCCAUCACGGAAGAUGUGAAACGAUCGCUAGCAUUAAUCAAUCCGACAACAUCGGACGCCAGCAAUCCGUUGAGCUUGUUUCAGGACAUACGUGGCACGCUGAUUAAGGAGGAGAUGAAGCGUGAAAUGAUGGUAAAACCCGACCCCGAUGCCAUGACCUGCUUCCUGAACGGCCAGCUUUACGUGCGCCAGUUUGAGGAUCUCGAAACGCUCGAUGCUCCCGAAUGGAUGUGUGCGUUCCAGUGGACGCUCAACUGCAACGCACGGUUAAGCGAUCUUUCCGCACACACGCACGAACGGUUCGCAUCCGUCCGCACGAACGAUCGGUUUAACAUGCUCAAAACACUGAUCGCGCGCGGGUUGAUUGGUCAGCGGGGUGUGAUGACGCAGAUGCCCGAACGGCAGAAAGUGUCCGAGUACGAGCUGCUGCCAAGCAAUGGGAAUCUUUCACUGAUCAUCGACGAAAAUCGGUAUUACUUUUACAAGGCAAAGAACAAUGGGGAAUGGUUGUGGCGGUGCGUACGAUAUCGCUGGCAGGGCUGCAAGAUCGGGGUGGCCGUUUCGCAUUGCUUCGGGAAGUAUUACUACCAACCGUACGGCAACAAGGAACACGUACAUUCCUCCUAAAAUCCUACGUCAGCUGUGACCGUACGCUAAGCGAUACUGCCCGUUUCGCUAAAUACGUAACAUGUGUAUGAUUUGUUUAAUAUCAACUAUUAAUUUCGAAAUAUGUUAGGUUAUUUCGUAGCAUUUUGUUUUAAUAUAGCUAACGUAGCCACCCUAGUAGUGUAACCAAAUGUUUCUACAUCCUCAAGUCGACUGUAUCGUCCUUCUCACUACAGUCUUGUAACUGGAAAGUUCGUUUACGCUUAACAAGACGAAUGCGAUUUGUACGCGAUUGUGCGAUGUGAUGCGUAUAAUAUAUGGAAAACUAAUAGAAAAAAAAAGAUGUUGCAAAAUAAAUGUACGAUAAGUUUUGUUUGUCAGAA
This is a messenger RNA of Anopheles stephensi (Asian malaria mosquito), 3564 nucleotides long. RefSeq lists its product as uncharacterized. The transcript is spliced from 2 exons. Gene Ontology annotation, cellular component: nucleus. Gene Ontology annotation, molecular function: zinc ion binding. NCBI's taxonomy places the organism in Eukaryota, Metazoa, Arthropoda, Insecta, Diptera, Culicidae. The record is from RefSeq and is a predicted model, not a curated record. The coding region runs from base 143 to 3202 and encodes 1019 amino acids.